AUGACGAACGACAACGAAGAGCUGUGCAAGAUCAUCGCCGUCGGCAAGAUCAUGGCCGAGAAACUGAGUCCGUCGGAGAUGGGAAAGUUGAUUUCCUUGAUUCAAGACUUCGACAAGCACCGAAUCAGUCACGGCGAUUUCGGCAAAUCUAUUCAACUUCUGUUCGCGCAAAAACACCAAGAAGAUGGAAAGACCCAACAAGAAGUUGAAAUCCGACAAAACCAUCCUCGUAAGAUUUACGAUCCUCAACCCGAGCCGAAUAGUCUUCCGAUUAGGGUUAGAGUAGUCUCGAAAAAGUAUGGUCACCCGAAAAUCGGAGCCGAUCUUCAGGUUAGGGUUAAAGAAGGCGUUACCAAAGUGUUCAGUUUAAACGGAAAGAAGAGAAGGAUCUUGGAACCGGACACAAGUGAUGAGAGGUCUGUGAAGAAAACGAGAACGUCUAAGAGGAUGGAACAAGAUGUGUCACCAAGCUAUGUGCUUAUACCCGAGGAAGCACGGUCUCCGGUCAAAGACACGGUGCUGAACAACACGUGCCGCCUCAAGAGGUUUGAUAAUGCUUCGGGGUAUCAUAGACUAUCCAAAUACCAAGUAGCAAUGGCGACUUGCGAGGAUGAGAUGUUCGAGACAGAUAUGCUGAUGGGUGCUCUGAGGAGUGCCAUUGAUACUGCAGAGAGAGUCAUGAGGGAAGAGAUGAGACUGGAAGAUGUUGGAGUAAAGUUCUACAGAUGCAUCGACCAGUUAUAUGGUGGCAGAGACAUGUCUGACAUUGUGAGAGAAGACCACAAGAAGGCUUUACCUUUGAUCUCCGGUCGGUUGAAGCAGAAACUGGAUGAGCUCACAUCUGCCAAGGAAAAGAGGAAAUAUGGCUGGCAGAAGAUCUUUCAAGACAACACUGCAAGACAAAUGAAGUUAGACAGCAAAAGGCCAAAAGCCAAAUGA
This is a messenger RNA of Thlaspi arvense, 939 nucleotides long. Lineage: Eukaryota; Viridiplantae; Streptophyta; Magnoliopsida; Brassicales; Brassicaceae. The record is from the annotation of a GenBank genome assembly.